Molecule: messenger RNA, 1852 nt
Organism: Aspergillus steynii IBT 23096
Lineage: Eukaryota; Fungi; Ascomycota; Eurotiomycetes; Eurotiales; Aspergillaceae
Exons: 5
Coding region: 445-1614 (389 amino acids)
Source: RefSeq, a predicted model, not a curated record
GUUUGAUUUUCCUUGUAUCGCCAUCGCCCCUCCAGCUCUCCUCCUCUUCUCCUCGGUUCCCAAAACUACCUCCUUAUAAAACCCACUUUUUUUCCCUUUUGCCCCUUCCCUGGUCGAUCUGACUUUUUUUCUUUUGCACAACUCUUCGCUUCCAUCCUGCCGACUUGCUCUUCGGACUCAAGUCGACUGGUGUUAUCCUCAGCUUUCCUCGUCACGAUACUGUCGCCGCGCAGUAGAGUGAGCCGAUUGAAUUGAUUUGAUCACAGUAGCUGCGCCGGUGGUGAAACUCCCUGGUAGUUAGCAAACUGGUUCCGAAUUCUUCCAUCUAUCAUCCUUUCUUAAGGCAGUAGUCUGUCUGUCUAUCUCCUCCGUGAAAGAGGAAUAGAUUCGAUCUCAUCUUGAUCAGAGACACAUCAUUGUUGGAGAAUUGAAACGCAAUCCAACAUGUCUCAGAAGCCCAUCUUCGUGGCGACUCACCCCCGAGCCUGCUCGACGGCUUUCGAACGAGUCUUCAUGACUCGUCGGGAUACCAUCCAAUGUGUCCACGAGCCAUUUGGCGACGCCUUCUACUAUGGUCCCGAGAGAUUGGGCACCAGAUUUGCCGACGAUGAAAAGGCUCGUCUGGAGAGUGGCUUCAGCCAGUCCACGUAUCGGACUGUGAUGGAUAGAAUCGAGCGUGAAGCUUCCGAGGGCAAGAGAAUCUUCAUCAAAGAUAUCAUCCACUAUCUUCUUCCUCCCAGUGGGAAGCCUGUCAGCAUCGCGCCAUCGCUGAACAGGAUCAAGCGCGGCGUUGGCACUGAGAGCUCUGUCCCCGUAGACGACGCCUCGGUCGGAGGCAUGAACGGCAAUGGCGUCGCUCAUGAUUCCUCCGACCACCACCCCGACGGGCAGCAGUCCAAGCAGACUGCCUCGUCGCUCCCGUACGACACUCUGCCUGAGCCCGGUAACCCCACCGUGAUGCCCCUGUCCAUCCUCUCCCAGUUCCAUUUUGCCUUCCUCAUCCGCGACCCGCACUACAGCGUGCCGUCGUAUUACCGCUGCACCAUCCCGCCGCUGGACGACGUCACCGGCUUCUAUUAUUAUGACCACGCCGAGUCCGGGUACGACGAGGUGCGUCGCACCUUCGACUACCUGCGCAGCGUCGGGCUGAUCGGUCCGCACGUCGCGACGAGGGAGGAGGACGCCGACGAGAUCGACGGCAGCUCGAAGAAGCUGAAGCCGGUGGUCGGCGGACUCGGUGCGGGCCAUGAAUCCGGUGCCGAGAUCUGUAUUGUCGACGCCGACGACAUGCUGGACAAACCGGCUCCGAUGAUGGAGGCGUUCUGUCGCAGCGUCGGCAUCGACUAUGACCCCAGCAUGUUGGACUGGGACAACGAGGAUGACCAUCGGUUUGUGAGUGAGGCGUUUGAGAAGUGGAGGGGGUUCCAUAACGAUGCAAUUGAAUCGGCUGGACUGGUGGCGAGAAAGCAUGCUCGCCCCGUCAAAACCGAAGCUGAAUUCGACGCCGAAUGGACCAAGAAGUACGGCCCCGAAGGCGCCGCCCAGAUCCGCAGAUCCGUGGACCUGAACAUGGCGGAUUACCUUUACUUGAAGCAAUUCGCCAUGAAAGUGUAGAGUUUUUAGGAUACCCCGGAGUCUGGAUCUGAGGAUGGGAAAUUGAGAGAGCAAGUAGGGAUGGAAGGGAAAGGAAGGGGGAAGGGAAGGGGAAAUUGCAACCAUCCAACUCCACCAGCCAAACUCCCCCAAAAAAAGGGGGGGCACGAACGCCUUUUUAUACUUUACGUGUUGUUUUCUGAUUUUUGCGGGUUCACCGCUCCUGAUGAUGAGAUCUUAGCCGUGAUGACGCCAUUUG